GCAGACACCGAGAGAACCGGGGAACCUUAAAAUGUACAUUCGUGGUCGGCUGUCUCCGCCGUGCUGAGCUGUAAAGUCCACUUCGAGGCUCCUGGGAGGACAGGCUAGUUAGCUAGCUAGCUAACCAUUAGCUCGCUAGCCACAGCACUCCGGGCGACGGUGGCUGCCAUAGCAACGGUUUAGGAAACAUUGGCUGUGGGAGCUAGCUAGCUUGGGUAGCUCAGGCUAAUGGUGGUUUGUUAUGCUAGCGUCAAGCAAGCCGUCGUGGGGACACCAGUGUCCAUCUUAAUGUCAGACCCCGCAAGUCAGUGAUAUUAUUCUGCUUGAACUAGUAUGGAUGUUGAUGACUGCAAUGGCCGGUCUUAUAUAUCAGCGGCUAGUGGAGACUCUUCAAUGGAGAGGGAGUUUUCCGGGGCCCUUGGAGGUCCAACAGUGAGCACCCCAAACAGCAAGGAGACCUCUCCUAGUCGCUCCCUCAGUGCCAACUCCAUUAAAGUGGAAUUGUACAGUGAUGAAGACCCAGGUCGCAGUACUGAAGAUGAAAGAGGGGAGAGGGUGGAAGAAGGAGGGUCAGAGCAAGGAUCUGAGGCUGUUGGAGGCUACAGGGAGCUCACCAAUCCUGAAACCAUACCAUCUGGAGCCACCAGGCUGCCAAAUGGAAAGCUCAAGUGUGACGUCUGUGGAAUGAUCUGCAUUGGGCCAAAUGUUCUCAUGGUGCACAAACGCAGCCAUACAGGUGAGCGACCAUUCCAGUGCAAUCAGUGUGGCGCCUCCUUCACCCAAAAGGGUAACCUACUCCGACACAUCAAGCUGCACUCAGGAGAGAAGCCCUUUAAAUGUCCCUUUUGCAGCUAUGCCUGUCGAAGAAGAGAUGCUCUAACUGGCCACCUUCGCACUCAUGCAGUGUCCUCUCCAACCGUAGGGAAGCCGUAUAAGUGCAGUUAUUGUGGCCGUAGUUACAAACAGCAGAGCACCCUAGAGGAACAUCGAGAGCGUUGCCACAGCUACUUACAGAGUCUGGAGUCAAAGCAGCCAUCCAGUGCUCAGAUUCCAGGAGAGGAGAUGAGAGAGCUAGAGUUUAUACAGGACUCUCUUCUGCAACCCUCUGCAGACAAGAUGGCAUUUAUUGAUCGGCUCGCAAACAGCAUCACCAAACGCAAGAGAUCCACACCACAAAAAUUUGUAGGACAGAAGCACAUACGACUCAACCUUGGAGAUGCACCUUAUGAGCUCAGUGCUGGUUUGGAUAAAGAUGGGGAGAUGCACGCAGGAGAACUUGAAGCUCCGCACUUUACUGGUCUGGGAGGAGAGUACGCAGGCAUUGCAGGUAAUGGAGAAGGGGUUUCAGACACUCUGAGGCCUUUACACCUCCCCACCACUCACCCGUCAUGUCUGCCGGAACUCAGGCCGAUCCACGGCUCCUCUCACGUCCCUGUCGCUCUAGGUCCGAGGCUGGAUUGUACAGGGACGGGAACUGGGCUGGGAGCUGCAGGUGUAGGGGGAAGGGAGGCAGCCGAGGGUCACGAAGACCUGCCUGUCGGUCGAAGUCACGCGCCCUCGCCUAGCAACGGUUGCCAGGACUCUACAGACACAGAGAGUAUGACCGAUGAGCCAUGCAACAGUACUGCUCCAAUUCCAACCCUGCACAGUAACAAUGGCCAUCAUCUCCUCUACUCGAACAACCACAACCCAGUGCCUCCUCCCAUUGCACACCACAGGAGUCGGGACAGACACAGCCCCAGCCACGCCAAAGAAAGGGAGGUGGAAAGACAGGUUGGAGGGCACUCAGCCCCACCGCCUCCUGCCCUCGCUCCGACUCCCAGCUCACCUACAGCGCCCUCCUCGACUUCCAGGGAGGCUUUUCGGGUCGUGGACAGCGAAGGGCGGGCUGUGCGCUGUUUUCGUUGCGAGCACUGCCGUGUGCUUUUCCUGGACCAUGUCAUGUUUACUAUCCAUAUGGGCUGCCACGGUUUUCGCCAGCCUUUCGAGUGUAACAUCUGUGGCCACCGCAGCCAGGACCGCUACGAAUUUUCUUCUCACAUCGUCCGCGGAGAACACAUCCUUGAAUGAGGAUAAAGGGUUAACGACUUGCUUCCCCCUAAAGCUAUUUUUACACUGAGACAAGGACCUGGCUGGGUUUGGUCUGCACACACGAUAAAGGCACUGAUGAUGUGAAGACGCACUGGUACAGUAAGUAUGUACCAGCAGGAGAAACUCCAUAUGCAUGUUUCUAAAUUACAAUAGUUACCCUUAUCAUUAUCAAUGCAUUUCAAACAUUAUCUAUUGAAAAUGCACUUUCAAUGACUUGUAUUUUAAACUAGAUAAAGAGCCGAUGCACUUUUUUCACCCACAGAUGUGCCUUGCUCCAAACUUCAAACCUGAUGCACAAAUUCUAGUAGACAAAUCGGACUUUAUCCAUAACAUGAAAACUUAAUCUUCUUGUGCACUUUAACAGAAAUACCAUGUAAGAAGAACAAUGUGAGGUUGAUGGGCUCAACUACAGAGGAAUCAGAUUUGAACACCUUGUUCUCAAAGCACUUUUAGUUAAAUGAUUCCCUAGCAAUCGUUAUUUAUCCUGGUUUUCUAUUUCUCUUCAAUUUGGGGUUAGUCGUGUACAAUGAAUCGCUUUUUCAAGUGCAGACCAAACUCAAACACCAGGUCCAAGCGAAUGGAUGUGUUUUGAGGAGUUGUCCAUGAUUUAGCAAUGCACUUUUGUUUUUGAUGGGGUUUUGUGUGUGUGUGUGUGUGUGUGUGUGACAGAGAGAGAGUGAGAACAAGGACCCCUGUGUGUUUUUUGGAAGUAAGUUGAACAAGUAAGUGAAUAUUGAAGGCCUUUAUUUGUGUGGAUGCCGACUGGGGCUGUGUAUGAAAUGUUUUGUUUUAUCUUUUCCAUGACUGCUUUUGUUGCACUGAUACCUGCCAGAAUAUUCUGAUCAUAUUAAACUAUUUUGUAGAAUACAUUACCGACCUGCACAUUUCUCUCAAAAUUGAGAAAAACUGAUGGAAGGUUUCUCUCACAAGGAAAGGACUAUCACUGCCACGACUUUAGAGAUUACUCAGAGGUUAUAGGAUCUUCACAAGCCCCCCAAGUAUUCAUUGGCAUCCCUCCAUCAAACUGCAAACCAACAUUAAUCUUUUUAUUUGACAUUCAAACAUUUUGAAUGUUACUAUCUCAUUGUAUUGUGCCUUUCUUCCCCCUGAUCACACCCUGUUGACCAGACUGAAAGACACGAGCUACCAAGUCUUAUCUGGAAACCGGUCAUUGUGUGAUGAUGAGUUAUAAAAUGAGUUAACUGCUCAAUUGAUUGAUUUUCAGACAGUGAAGUAUCUGACUUAUGUCUUUGCACACAAAUAUCCUAUUCAGAUGUGUUUGAUUUUGAUCAGUGCUGAAAGAGAUGAAGAACCACUUCUGCUAUUUUAUCAAAGACUAACUGUACCUGACAUUAGGCUCAUGCUGCUAUGACACAAAUGAGUACACUGUAGCAGUUUACUACAUCCUCACAGGUUAAAUUCCAAAAAUGUUUUAUUUGCUUUGUCUUAGAGCACAUGUCAGUCCACAGAGUUACCAAGGCAACCAAUGAUCCUGUCUUGGUAAAAAAAGUUCCGAAACGAAAAGAGAACACAGUCGGCCUGUGAUUCUGUUUACAUGUUAAAAUAACAGAGAUUGUUGUUUUAGCCUCGUUUUAUUAAUAUUUCACUUAACUUACUUUAAGCACAAUAAAUUGUACACAUCCAGCAGGCAAAUUUUUUAAGAUUACAGAAUUGGAUGCAAAAAUUAGUCCCAGUUUGUGUCGAUAAACAGGAAUGUUGUUGUGAUUAAUGAUUGAUCUCCACGUAUCCCAUUUGGAAUGAUCUAUAAAGAAAGUUUUAGACAGACUGAAUUUUCCUGUGUUCAGUGAUUUUUAAUAAGGUUGAAACUUAUCAAAAUCAUCAGCCGACCUGAGUUCUUAUGUGAUCCAGUAAAUAGUUUAUUGAACUGAAUUUCCUCUAUAAAUUAAUCAGAACUGAUGUUUAGACUUUAUUUAAUGAAAUACAUCUUUUCAGCAUCUAUAAAUAAAAUGUUGCUUUUCAGAAAUCUUUUUCAGCCUAAACGAGAACCACUGAACCUCUAAAGGCUGGAAAUGGUUCUGUCAUGUACUGAAUUGAGUUGUUUGGAUUUUCAUAUUUCUAAGUAGUGGCAAUGUGCAGGAACUCCCAAAUAUAGUUUUUUGAGAGAGACGAAUGGAAAAAUAUAUUUUUGUCUGCAUAGCACCAAAUAACGGUUCCCUCGUGGCUGAGGCAAAGAACCACUGCCUCCACCUGUUAAGCACUUUUCCCUGUUAGAGUGGCGAAAUGCAAAGUAUUAAUUAUGAAGAAGCGUCAAGUGACAGAUCUUUUUUGGUUUUCAUUGCUCUGUAAGAAAAACAAUGUAGAUUUGUUCAAAUGAUCUUCUCCCUUUUAGCAGAAAAACAUUAAAGGAUAAUUUGGUGUUUUCCAGGUUUUUUUAAAUGUUACAAGUUGUCAAGUAAAGUUAAAUCGGUUUGAGGGAUGUUUACAAUUUGUUGUUGUUGUAUAUUGCUGUAUGAGAUUGAAGGAGAAAGUCACUUGUUGACACAAUGAAAUGUGAUUUUGUGACAGUAUAUCAACACAGAAACCUAAACAGGUGGUUAAAAUGCUAUUUCCAAAGUUAGAAUCCAAUUUGAAAUCAGAUUAUCUUGCCUUAAUAUGUGAAUACAGACUGUUUGGUCAUGUGAGGGCCAUGGACGCUUUGUAUCCCAGAAUCCUGAAAUGUAGUUUUCUGUAACCUGACCUGGAUGUUAAUGAUCUGUCACCAAAGUUAUCAUUGCAAAUCACUGGUGUAGUUUACAUGAGCGGAAAUGCUUUGUCUGAUUACCUACAUCUUAUACCCUUGUUUUACUAUGUGAAGUCCUUCAGAAUUAUUUGAACAUGAAGGCUGAUUCCUUUGUGUUUUUUUGGACACUGAAGAAGAGUUUAAGAUUAAAAGAUGAAUAUGAGACAAGAGUUCAGAAUUUCAAUUUUUACUUCCUGGUAAUUACAUAUAGAUGAGUUUAACAUCUUAGGAUAUAGAACCUUUAUCAGUCCGCCCAGUUUAAAUGAGCUAAAGUAAAGGAACAGAUUGUCUUAAUGUAAUUUUUUUUGUAAGUAUUCAAUUUCAUGCUUGCUUGCCAUAAAUGCAUCAAGCCUGUGACCUGUUCACAACAUCAAACUGUGUUAGGUUAGGGGUUUCCUUUCCCCUUCCUCUGCUUCUAAUGGCUUGCCUUUCUCCCAUGACCAACUAUUAAUGUUGGUUUCACCUUUUCAACAACAGAUGUCUUCACAUGUGAAUCUCAAGACUGAAAGAGUAGACAUUCAGAGCCAUUCAAUUUUUAAACAAUCACUCUUAAGAGCAACUCAACUCACAUGUUCAAUCAUUUUUGUACACAUGAAAAAUGGGUUGUAGGUGGAAAAACCAGGAAACCAAAGAUGAUUCACUGAACUUUUAGUCUCAUCUUUUAAUCUUAAAAACAAAGGAUGGGCCUUUCCAGAACUUUGAUGGGGCUGUAUAUUCUGAUUCAGGAAAAAAAACUCAAAAACAGGCCCAUGUGUGAUCCUUUGGUUGGCGUAAUUUGUGUGUAGUAGACUUUGGCUGUUGUGCCUUUGGCCUGAGGUAUUUUCUGUAUUUAAUUUCUUCCUUUACUGUUGAAAUUCUCAGUAAAGUUAUUUAUUUUGUUAAUCCAGUGCUGCACAUUACAGAAACACCUGACAGUCAUAUUUAGAAUUUUUUUUCACCCCCUGUAGUUUCCCUGAAACCUCAAGUGAUGAGUGACCCAGGCCAGAACUAAGUGUUUUGAUUUUAACAACCAAACGACCACAGGUCAUCAGAAUAACUUUGGUAAUGCUGGCAGCUAAGAGCCAAAGAUGAGGAGCCACCUUUUGAAAAAAAAAAGUCAAGCUUCCUAUACACCUGAACCAAGAUGUUGAAUUUUAGAGCAACAAAUGCUGUAGAAUUAUACAUUAGGCCCCUUGUCCAUGACUUGUUUAUUCACUGUAGAAUUGUUUGAAGUCGCAAUUUCAGCACAGUAGAUUCGAAUCCACUGGCAGCCCUCUAUAUAAGUUGUGAGUUUGGACAUUGUUUAGAUAUAUUUGUGUGCUUCACUGGGCAGUUUUGUGCUUCUGAACCUGAUGCAUGUGGUACCAAUGCUGUUUGCUCCUGAACCUUCACCAGUCUCCUCUGUUGCAUUCUGAAGGACAACCAAAUAAUCUGCUCCAAUUCAAGACUAUACUAAAGAAAAUAAACUAAUGCUAGUUUUGUGGUA
Molecule: messenger RNA, 6296 nt
Organism: Hippoglossus stenolepis (Pacific halibut)
Lineage: Eukaryota; Metazoa; Chordata; Actinopteri; Pleuronectiformes; Pleuronectidae
Product: zinc finger protein Eos
Exons: 8
Coding region: 334-2070 (578 amino acids)
Biological process (GO): regulation of transcription by RNA polymerase II
Molecular function (GO): RNA polymerase II cis-regulatory region sequence-specific DNA binding; DNA-binding transcription factor activity
Source: RefSeq, a predicted model, not a curated record